AGGGUGCGGCAGUGAUGUAAAUGACACUGAAGCAGGUGAGGAUAGCCCAGCCGAGUCUGGCCACAUGCAGUGGCUGUCCUUGGGCCAGGGUCUGGGUCCUUGCUGUCUUGUUUGAACCCUAUAAUAGCUCUUCCAUCCACUCGUUCACUACAGAUGCCUUCAACAGUAGAGGCUGGGCUGGUCCAGGACAAAACCAGGAGCCUGGAAUUCCUCACAGGUGGGCAGUACUCGAGUCAUCACUUGCUGCCUCCCGGGGGAAGCGUCAGCAGGAAGCGGAUCAGAAGCAGAGGAGCCCAGACUCAGCCAUGUACCACGUGGCAUGCAGGUGUGUGUCAGCGACCUAACUGCUGUACCAAACGCCUGCCCCACGAAUGCCAAUUUAGAAGUACCGUGGAGCCGGCGCCACGGCUCACUAGGCUAAUCCUCCGCCUAGCGGCGCCGGCACACCGGGUUCUAGUCCCGGUCGGGGUGCCGGAUUCUGUCCCGGUUGCCCCUCUUCCAGGCCAGCCCUCUGCUGUGGCCAGGGAGUGCAGUGGAGGAUGGCCCAGGUGCUUGGGCCCUGCACCCCAUGGGAGACCAGGAAAAGCACCUGGCUCCUGGCUCCUGCCGGCCGCGGCGGCCAUUGGAGGGUGAACCAAUGGCAAAGGAAGACCUUUCUCUCUGUCUCUCUCUCUCACUGUCCACUCUGCCUGUCAAAAAAAAAAAAAAAAAAAAAAAAAGUACCAUGGAGCCUGAUACUUUCUAACCAAAAGGAUUUUUAAAGGCUUUUAAUUUUAUUAAUUUGAAAGGCAGAGAGAGGUCUCCCCCCUGCUGGUUCAUUUCCCAAAUGCCUACAACAGCUGGGGCUGGAUUAAACUGAAGCCAGAAGCUGGGAACUCUAUCUGGGCCUCCCUUGUGUGUAGCAAGGACCCAAAUACUUGGACCACCACGGGCUGCCUCCCACGGCAUGUGUCACAGGAAGCUGGAAUUGGUAGUGGAGCCAGGUCUUGAACCCAGGCACACUGAUACGGGAUGCAGACACACCCACUGGCAAUGUAACCACUGCCAGCCCCUCUGAAAGGUGGUGGCUCCCCCCCAAGCCCCCCACCCAAUGUAUUCUUCCCUGUGUGUGAGGGCUGGAGACACGGUUACAAAGAUUACUGGAUCAGCACGGAGGAAGAGCAGUGGGACAUUCCCAUUUAAAAUACCUGGGUGCUUGGUCGUCACAAACCUCACUGGCCUCCGAGAGCCAGAGCAGGGAAUGGUGAAGAACGCAGGCUAUGUAGCCAGACAGCCUGGGUGUGGGCCCUCGCGCUGCCACUCAUGCCUGGGUGAGUCAGGUGACUUUCCUGUGCCUCAGCUUCCUCAUUUAUGAAAUGGGGACGUAAUAAUGGCACCCACUCCAUAGGGAUGGUGUGAGGGUGAGAUGAGUUAGUACCUGAGAGUGCAUAGAACAGAACUGGCGGUAGAAGUGCCCAGGGGGGUCUCAUUUCCUUCCUGUCACCGCUUGCAUACAGCACUGGGACAUGAAGACAGUUCAGAGCAGAUGUGGCCUGUGCCCUCAUGGCAUGCUGUCCAGAGAAUGCUGAUGAGAAUCAGUGUCUCAGUUAAUAAGGGCCUCUGAUAAAGGAGGUACUUUCAAGAACGUUUUAUUUGAAAGGCAGACACAGAGUGACAGGUAAACAGGUUUCCCUUCUGCUGGUUCACUCCCCAAGUGCCCACAACGGCCGCGUCUGGCCCAAGGGAAAGCAAGGAGCCAGGAACUCUGCCCAGGUCUCCCGCAUGGGAGGCAGGGUCCCAAGUACUUGAGCCCAGCUUAGUCACAGGAGCCCUGGCCAGGCUCCACUGCCAGAUGCGACACCCAGAGCCUCCCUGCUGCCUCCCGGUGUGCGUGUUAGCAGGAAGCUGGAAUGGAAGCAAAGGAGCCGAGACUUGACUUUGUCAGUGGGAAUCAAAGCAACCACAGUGGGAAUGGGCGUUGUGAUGGAAGUCAGAAGAGUGGCUACCUGGAGGUGGUGUGACCGGGAGGCAAGAGUGAGCCUUCUGGGUCCUGGGGUGUUCUCAGGUCUGAAUAACCAUGAGCUUGGUGGCUUUGUCCCCCUUACCCAACACUAGUGUAAAUAAGUGCACAGGCAUUUGCUGGGUGACAAGAGGGGAGAGUGCAGGCAGAGGGAAGAGCUGUGUGCAGGUCCUGUGGCAGGAGGGAACAGGAUGAGGCCCAAGAGGAGGCCUCGGAGCCCUGGGGAGGAGGGUUUUUUAAGAUUCAUUUUAUUUAUUUGAAAGAGUAACAGAGAAAGAGACAGAGUGGUCUUCCAUUCACUGGUUUACUCCCCAAAUGGUCUCAACAGCCAGAACUGAGCUUAUCUGAAGCCAGGAGCUUCUUUGGAGUCUGCCACCUGGGUGCAGGGUUCCAAGGACUUGGGCCAUCCUCUGUUGCUUUUGCCAGUGCAUUAGCAGGGAGCUGAGCUGGAAGUAGAGCAGCCAGGACUUGAACUGGCGCCCAUAUGGGAUGCUGGUGCUGCAGGCCAGGGCUUUAACCUGCUGUGCCCAGAGCCCAUCCCCUGGAGGCUUUCCUUAUCCCCAGGGCAUUGGAUGCUGUUGAGGACCCUUAGAAGCAGGGUAGGGGUGGAGAGGGAGACAGGAAGUUUGAGCUGUGGAGCAGUUGACUGGGGAGGCCCGAGGGGACGAGUUUGGUCUCACAGCGGACUCUGCAAGAUGCUGCCACUGACUUGGGUGGCCUGGGGCAAGUGGACACCUUCAGGAGGGACCUCUGGCCGCAUGUGGCAGUGGGCUAGAGUGGUGGGAAAGGCUGAAGAUAGGUCUGAGGUUCCUGGCUCCCGUUCCUGGGCGGUCAGUCACGUGGAACAUUGGCCAGGGUGCUGUAGGGGAGGCUGAGGGUGGGCAGUAGCGGGCAGGCUGUGUGGAGGUGCCCAGGGUCAUCACAGAGAUGCUCCGUAGUACUGGGGAUAAGUAAGUUUAGGUUGGAGUAACAGCGUCUUUAAAACGUGCACUUAACAAGGAGACCUCAGGAGGUAUGUAGGAAAAUUAUAAGAAAUUUAUUUGGGUGCAAAAAACAUUGAAGUCCAGGCAGUUUUCCACGAGUAUUUUAGAGAACCCCUCAUAGAUUCUUGGUCUUCCUCAUAGUCCCUGGGUUCUGCAGGCCCCCGAGUCUCACAGGUUAGUGGUUUCUCAGGGUCCCUCGGCUCAGCAGAGUCCGAGCCAGCCUCAGCCAGAUCCUGCGACCCCCACUAAGGGGUUUUCCCACGCCUCCCAGGGCUGACCCUUGGGGCUCACGAGGCCUCUGCAUCUGGACGUGAUCCCUGCUGGCUGGUGCCCCAGCGGCCUGUGUUCUGAUUUUUCUCCGUGCCAUGGAUGCUGUUUGAAGCUAUCACCGACUCAGCCUGCACUGCAAGGAGGUGGGGGGCUCUGGGUGUCGCAUCUGGCAGUGGAGCCUGGCCAGGGCUCAGGGUGCUGUGGGUGUGUGGGGAGCUAGUGUCCCACCCCAUGGGCCCACUGGCAGGCCUGGAGGCAUCUGUGACUGACAUGCUGGGCUGCAGCUGGUGGACGUGGCCGCGGAGGGGGAGCCUCACCAAGACCAGCGAUGGUUUCUCCCCCAGCAGCUCUGAACUUGGCUGCUCUGUGUGCUGCUUCCCAGGGGAGUGGCAGGAAGGGCCCCCUUGCCUGAGGGAAAGGAAAGGUGGCGUCUCAGGGCAGGACCUGUGCUGUGCUUUGGGGCAGCUUGACCCCGACUGCUCUUUGCCUGGUGGGCUCUCUCGGGUCAGCUCACUGCUGCUUCUGCCUGUGGUCGGGCAGGAAGUGCUGUCUUCCUCACACCUGCUCUGGGCAGCUGGUUGCUCUGCCACCUCCCAGCUGUGGGGGUUCCCCGGAGCCAUGCAGAUUGUCCUCUCUGUCCCUUCUGCUCUUCCCACUCCUCCCAAGGUGCUCCGUGCUGACCGCUGGAAGGCUGUGGUUUCCACACAGCCGGGUGGCGGGGCCUGUGACGCAGGCCCAUGCAGCACACAGCCCAAAAUAGCCUGGGCCUGGCCGCUCUCGCCACUGCCCUAUCACUCUGCAGCCUGGGAGCCAAUUUGCUGGCCACCCCCCCUCCCCCCCGCCCAUUCUCAGCCAAUGCUGCUUGCUUUCCCCAUGAAAUAUUUAGACUCCGGAUUCAGUUUCCCAAGGAGAAUACACUUGGCUUUUGUUUUUUUUUUCCCUUCCACGCCCUUAAGAAGCUGCCCCUGGCAGGUCAAGGGGCCCCAUCUCUGGGUCCGUGGACUCUGGGGCAGUGUCUUUGCUGAAGUGCCCUGCUUUGCCUCUGUUAGGCCACUGCCAGAGAUAUGGAUGGGAUGUGGCUGGGAGACCUGGGUGCAGGCCGGGACCUGCUGCUAACCAGCCGUGUGGUUUCAGGCCAGCCAUAGCCUCGGCAGGUGCUGUGAGCUUCUGUGAGAGGCUGCCGCAGGAGCCCUGACUGGUAGGAUGCUGAGGGCCUCAGCAGGACCCGGAUGCGCCCUUACAGCCUCUGUGAAGGGCACGCCCUUUGCUGCACCUCAAGCAGCCCCUACUUGGAAUCCCAAGCCCAGCCCUGCUGGGAGGAGGGCAGAGAGCACAGUGGGGUCAUUUGCCUGUGGCUAGGUCCCUCUGAGCUGGUGAGGGGGAGCCACGUGGCAGCCCCAUUCUCCCACCUCACCCUGUGGCGCCUUGUCUGCCACCCCGCUCAGUUCUUUCCUUUCAUUGCCUCAUAAGAUGUACCAUGGGCAUUUAUAAUUUUUUUUUUUUUAACUUGAGAGGCAAAAAGAGACAGACACACACUCCUCAAAUGUCCAAAAUGGCUGGGACAGGGCUGGGGGCCAAAGCCAGGAGCCAGUCUCCCAGGCUGGUGACAGGGCACAAUUACAUGAGUCAUCUCUGCUGCCUCCCGGUGUCUGCCUGAGCAGGAAGCUGGAGCCGGGUAUCAAACCCAAGUACUCAGGUGUGGUAUGUGAGCUUCUUAGAAGCCAGUCUAAAUGCCUUUCCCAGACAGUUUUAAAAGAUUUUAUUUAUUUUUAUUUGAAAGGCAGAGUUACAGAGAAAAUCUUCAAUCCACUAGUUCACUCCUGAAUGGCUGCAGUGCCAGGGGCUGGGCCAGGCCUAAGCCAGGAGCCUGACAUUCCAUCUGGGUCUCCCACGUGAGUGCAGGGGCCCAAGCACAUUAGCAGGGAGCUGGAUUGAAAGUGGGGCAACCGGUGCUCACAUAGCUGCCUGUGAUGCCGGCUUAAUCCACUGUGGAGCAAUGCCGAGCCCUCCCAGGCAUUUGAAAAAUGAAAAUUAAACAUUUCAUUUUGAGAAUCUCACAAGAGCUCUUGAAUAAUCAGGAUGCCCUUGGAUAUUAUAAAGCAGCUGUUGUGAAGUCAAAUGUUCAUGCCAAGUGGAGGCAGUUCCAGGUGAACUGGGACACGGGACUUGGGUGUGGCCACAGCUGCCCGCCCUGCUCUCCACCCUGGCCUCCCUGUUGGUUUGUACUGACUCCCAGAGGGCUGCCCGGCCCAGGACUGAAAGCAGAACCUUCUCUCCCAACUGCUGGCCUUUUCACAGGACGCCAUGUCGGGUCCCAGCUGGCUGGGCGGAGGCUGUGCUGCUCCAUCCCACAGGUUGCCCUGUGCCCUCCUGGGUGGCCAUGGCUGACGCCCACAAGGAGCAGGCAUCCGUGGGCCAAGGAGCCAAGUUUUCAAGUGUCCUUCCACGGCCCUGCGUACUUCACUGACUGCAUGGGCUUGUCGACUUGCUGCUAGCUCUGAUCGGAAGUUGGCUGGCGAAGAAGAACCAACCUUUGCUUGAAGUGAGGUUUCUGGGGUCUCUGUGGGUCUCCUCUCUCUGGGCUGGGUCCCCACAACUGAGAGUGCUUGUGGUCUCCACUCACGCGGCAGCUUUGGCCACAGGUCUCCUCCCCCAGUCUUGCCUUCGUUCUUGGUUUGCGUAGGGAACUGCUAGUCCAUGCUGGUGUAUGAUCACUUUUGUUACAUGUGGAGUUCAUUUCAGUCCUACCCAGGCCCUUUAGAAGAUCACGUGUUUGUGGUUUUAGUAAGUCUGAUGCUGGGGCAGUGUUUGGUGUAGUGGGUAGGACACCACUUGCAGUGCCUGCAUCCGGUCUGGAGAGGGCUUGGGUUCCAGUGCUGGUUCUACCCCUGAUCCUAGUUUCCUGCUAAUCCUAGCCACCCCCACAGCCAGCAGGGGUGGCUUGGGUAGUUGGGUCCCUGCCACCCACAUGGGGGACCUGGAUUGAAUUCCCAGCUCUAGGCUUCAUUUAGCCUGUUGCAGCCCUGGCCAUUUCAGGUGUUUGGGGAGGCAAGCAGUGGAUGGGUGAUCUGGCUGUCUCUGUCUCUGCCCUCCCCUGAUCUCCACCCCCCCACCUCUUUGCCUUUCAAAUAAAUAGAAUAAGUAGACAGACACACACACACACAAAGGUUAAUGCUGAAGUUUUUAGGAGCACAGUGUCAGCAUGUGUCCCAAAACACCAAUUUAUGACUCUAAAGGAGGGGAUAUGACAAUUUCACUAUUAUUCCAACUUCGAAAAUAAUUUUCAAAGUAAUGUUAGGGAUAAAAGAAAUAAAGAAUUGUUGCUUUUUCUUUAUUUUUUAAAUCCUGAUGUUAAAACCAAAUCAGUGGCCGGUGCCGCAACUCACUUGGCUAAUCCUCUGCCUGCAGCACCGGCACCCCGGGUUCUAGUCCCAGUUGGGGCGCCGGAUUCUGUCCCAGUUGCUCCUCUUCCAGGCCAGCUCUCUGCUGUGGCCCGGGAGUGCAGUGGAGGAUGGCCCAAGUGCUUGGGCCCUGCACCGGCAUGGGAGACCAGGAGGAAGCACCUGGCUCCUGGUUUUGGAUUGGCACAGCGCGCUGGCUGUAGCAGCCAUUUGGGGGGUGAACCAACGGAAAAGGAAGACCUUUCUCUCUCUCUCUCUCUCUCUCUCUCUCUCUCUCUCUCUCUCUCUCUAAACCUGCCUGUCAAAAAAAAAAAAAAAAAAAAAAGAAUCAGUGUCUGAAGAGUGUCCCGGCCCGCCACUCCCCAGGACAGGGUGCUCAGCCUGGGCUCUCUGCCCUGCUGGUGGGGACUGCAGUUCAAGGUGCAGGGGCCAGGCCUGCUUGCUUCCAUUCACCGCUGGCUGUGUGCCCGCUCUCGGGCUGCCUGUCACGUCUCCCCAUCCCCCUGGGACCUAGCCUCCAGGGUAGGUUGGCAGCCAUAUUUGAACAUCUGCCACAUAGUGGGUUUGCAGUCAGUGUCAAGUUCCAUUCAUGUCUGGAGUGUAGCUCUAAAGGAAGGGAGAGCUUUGUGCUUCCUUGGUGUCCUGUGGGGCUGGCAUGUCCUCUGUGUUCUCUCUGGGGACAUGCAUGGGGCACCCUUCUCCAAGGGCGGGGCUCUGAGUUACCCACAGUGGCUUAGGAGCAGUGAACUCCCACUGUGCUUGUUUGCACUCUUAGCAUGACCAUGUAGAGUUGGGGGCUGGAAAACCCCCUCCAUUUCCCACAUGAAAGUAGCAGGUGCAGGACAAAAACUAACGUUUCCUGGCUCCCCGUCUAGUUCUUGUCACCGCAUCGCUGAAGUUAAAAAUCAGAUGAGCUUUCUGAAAAAUACUUUGGAGGGGGCUGUAGCUCCCUCCCUUUUUGUGGCCAGUGUGGCUUCCACACGUGGUGCCCAGGCCGGGGUGCAGUGAUGGGGGGAGGCAGGGUGACCAUGAUGCUGCCAUCUGAACCCCAUCUCAGCCCCUUUGUUCCCCACUGGGCCCGACAGCCUCCGGGCCUGCCCCACUGCCUUCUGGGCUUCCGCCUGAGCUGCAGUUGCCUGCUCUCUGGAUCUCGUAGCUUUGGGAUGCUGCCACUGCAGGGUGCCACCUCCGGGGCCGUAGCCGCCUGGCACAGUGCCUUCACCUGUAUGUCCUCCCGCUGCUAACGUUUCUCCAAAGCCUGGAACUUUGACUGCAGGCCCGGAGGGGCCCCUUCCUGUGUGGGUUCAGGAGGCUCCGGCCUUAGAAGCCAUCUCUGGCUUGUUCACCUCCGGUGCCCAGCAGAUGCACAGGAAGUACUGCGGUCACCAAGGUUAAAAUUUAGGAGUCUGGCCGGCACCGCGGCUCAUUAGGCUAAUCCUCCGCCUUGUGGCGCUGGCACACCGGGUUCUAGUCCCGGUCAGGGCACCGGAUUCUGUCCCAGUUGCCCUUCUUCCAGGCCAGCUCUCUGCUGUGGCCCGGGAGGGCAGUGGAGGAUGGCCCAAGUGUUUGGGCCCUGCACCCCAUGGGAGACCAGGAUAAGUACCUGCCUCCUGGCUUUGGAUCAGCGCAGUGUGCCAGCCUCAGCGUGGCGGCCACUGGAGGGUGAACCAGCGGCAAAGGAAGACCUUUCUCUCUGUCUCUCUCUCAACUGUCCACUCUGCCUGUCAAAAAAAAAAAAAAAAAAAAAAAAAGGAGUCCGUGUCCCAGGCGUGUGCAGGGACCUGUGCUGGGUGGGGUUGCCUCCCUCCACACAACCUUCCCCCCAGGCUUCAUCCACUAGGCCCGUGUCUCCUGCUCAUCUAUUUUCUAGGCUGAUAACCCAGUUAACUGGAGUUCAUGUUCACGUCCAAAGCCCAUGAUGUGGUAUGGCUUUUUGGCCUGAAUGUUGCUGUUGUCCCAGGACCGCCUGGGCAGGAAAGAGGAGCCCUUGACCAGAGAGCCCUGUGACUCUCUGUGCCAGAUUUGAGCCCUGUGCUGAGCUUUCCUCCGGUCACCCAGAGCUCAGACGCUCAGGCAGCAGGGCAAGACAGCCGUACAAGUGUGCGGCCUGGGCACAUCGCCUCAGGCAGGACGUGUGUCUGUUGGGUGGAUGGACGGAUGUAAGGAAGGGGUAAGGGGGAUUGAAAUGGCUCCACCCUGGGCUCACCAGAACUUAAAUGGUGUCUGAAAGCAAGCAGCCAUCCUCAGAGCUGGGCAAGGGACGGAAAGGAGGCAGCGCAAGGAGCUCAGGAGGGACCGAGAGGCGUGAGUGGGCCAGGGGCAAUGUCGCUGUAAGUCGGCUCCCGUGUGCCUUAGCGCCUUGGUUGUUGGCUGCGGCUUCUCUCUCUCUCUCUCUCUCUCUCUCUUUGAAAGAAUUAGAGUUUCCAUCUACUGGUUCACUCCCAAAAUGACUACAAUGGCCAGUGCUGGGCCAGGCUGAAGCCAGGAACUUUAUCCAGGUCUCCCCCGUGGGUGCAGGGGCCCAGGCACUUGGGCCAUCUUCUACUGCUUUCCCAGGCCAUCAAUAAGGAGCUGUAUUGGAAGUGGAGCAGCCAGGACUCGAACCAGCACCUCAUCCUCCCCACCAAACAAGGGCAUCGAAUAAGCAGGUUUACUGAUGGACUGCAGUUGAGUCUUCUGCUACUCAUGUCCAGGAGGAGAAACUGGGCAAGAGACAGGGCAGUGGUUCCCAAGUGGGGACGUGUCUGGAGACAGUGAAGGUUGUCCCCACCGGGCAGAGGCCAGAGCUGCUGCCGGUCAGGCUACGAUGGGCAGGACAGCCUGCUCGACAGAGAUGGACCAUCCCUGAGCUUGGCAGUGCCGUGGGUGAGGAACCCUGACGUCAGACUAUGCAGGCAUGGCGUGGCUGGAGGGGACAGAGGGCAUCUGGGCAGUGGUUCAUAAACAGCCGUGUGGGAUGAUAGGAACGGAGCCCACAUUGCAGUCUACAAGAUUUCACACUGGACCAUGGUUUCCUGUCCAUUGCUGUGAUGUGAGCCUGAAGCCGGGACAGGUGCUGGGGAAUUUAGGACAGCUGCAGCUCACUGAGGGGUUCAGAUGGUCCGAUGGAGUCAGGGUGGUGAGUGGACUGGGUUGGGGGCAGGGCCCACGGGACUGCACGCAAGCUGGGGGCUGAGGGCCCGGCUCUGUCCUGGGCUUGGCUCCUCUCCUGGGUGUUGGGCCCUCGCGGCUUUCUCAGCACUUUCUUUCUACCCCUGCUCGCAUCCUUUCAUGGUUGUUCUAGCAGCGAUCCUACCAGACGAUUUUUUUAAAAGAAUAUUUGAAAGGCAGAGUUAGAGAGAGAGGGAGAGACAGAGAUCCGCUGGUUCAUUCCACAAAAGGCCACAAUGGCUGGGGGUAUGCCAGGCUGAAGCCAGGAGCCAGGAGCUUCUUCUGGGUCUCCCACGUGGGUGCAGAUGCCCAAGGACUUGGACCAUCUUCUACUGCUUCCCCAGGCCAUUAGCAGGGGGCUGGACUGGAAGUGGAGCAGCCGGGACUCAAAUAAAUGUUCAUACGGGAUGUGUUGUGGCAGUGGUG
Messenger RNA from Oryctolagus cuniculus (rabbit), 10229 nucleotides. NCBI's taxonomy places the organism in Eukaryota, Metazoa, Chordata, Mammalia, Lagomorpha, Leporidae. The record is from RefSeq and is a predicted model, not a curated record.